CGACCGGACCCCAGCACAGUCUGAAGUGUCAGAUAGUCUUCCUAACGCGUGAGAAAUUUGGUGUAUGGAAGAGGGUGAAAGAGGGGAAACCCGGCAGAGAGAGAGGGCUGCAAAAUUACGCGGAAGAGCACUGUUGAUAGAACAGGACUCGGAGGAAACAUCGGAGGUCUUAAUGAGGGAAUGCCGAAAAGGAGAGCAGACAUACGGCAGGAGCACCAGACAUGAGUCCGAGGAGGGGAUGAGAAAGAGGGGAGAGGAGGGGCAGUGAGACAGUGAAGAGAGAGGGAGAAAAGUGGGUGGGAGGACGGACCUAAGGAGCGACAAGAAAUUCAUAUCAAUUAAUAAUCAUAAAAAAAGAGCUGGCAGACGUGCUCGGAAAACUGGCAUGGUUUUUUGGAGGCUGGCAGUUCAAAGCUGAAACGUCAGAUAUGACUCCCAGAGACUGCUGAGAUGAUCAUUAAGGGAGACUUAGAUCGGAUGGCAGAAGACAUCGGGCAUGCAGGUGGCGGACUGAAGACGAUGCUGGAUGCCAUGGAAGUUCCAAGUCAUGCUAGGGAUCUCCUCCUGCAGCUCAAUAGCCAGCGCACCAAGGGCUUCCUGUGUGAUGUUAUUAUUGUGGUGCAGAACGCCCUCUUCAGAGCUCACAAGAACAUUCUUGCUGCCAGCAGCCUCUACUUGAAGUCACUGGUGGUCCAUGACAAUCUCAUCAACCUCGACCACGAGAUGGUGAGUCCAGGGGUCUUCAGGGUCAUUCUGGACUACAUCUACACAGGCCGCCUUAGUGAUGGAGACCCCACUUCUCCCAGUGAACCCAAUCUAGGGGCUGUUCUGGCAGCAGCCAGUUACCUACAGCUGCUCGACUUAGUGGCUUUGUGCAAAAAGAAGUUGAAAAGAAAUGGCAAGUACCCUCCCCGCCCAGGUCCUGCGUUUCUGCCCUAUGCAAAGAUGGGGCCCAAUAGUAUGGGUGGCAGGUAUAGGGUUUCUACCCCUGUCAUUCAGUCCUGCCCUCCAGGAGGAAUUAUGAAUAGCCAUGCAUCUCGGGCAGCACCACUAGAGGAGCUAGUUCCCCAUCGACUAGCCAUCCAUGCUGGGGAGCUGUAUGCUCCCACCCAGGGCUCUCAGGUGUUCCCGUCCGUGCACCCAGCUCUUCCUGCCCAGCUAGGCCUGCACUCAGCCUUACCUGAUAGGAACUGCUCCCCCAACUAUGGCCUUGAUCUCUCUAAGAAAAGUCCCAACUCCCAGUCUCAGCACACACCCUCUCAAUCCCAUCUGGCAAACACCCACAAUAAUGAGGAGCGAGACGGGACAUUGAGCGGCCGUACCAGUCCCAUGCAGGGGACAAAUGGGAGGGCCUUCCCCUCAGAAAAAAUGGAGUCAACAGACCAAGGAGGCUCCCUCACACCCCCACCAUUUCCCCAUCUCAACCAGCCGCUUGGCCCCCACCUCCCCCACCUGCAUCGCUCAGGCUCCCAGGGAACUGACCGCUACCCAUGCCCCCCCAGCCCUGACACCCCCACAGACGGUGGAGAGGGCGGCAGAGAGAUGGGCAACAUCUACCGCUGGGUGAAACAUGAGCCAUUGUCAUACACACCUGAAGAUGAGGAUGAGGACGAGGAUGAGGACGAAGGGGGUGAAAAUGGAGACCAGCACCACAACCACCACAAGACUGGGGAGGAGAGUGAGGGAGGUGAUGAGAAGAGUGGGUCAGGCACAGAGGAGACAGGCAGUAGUGAAGGCCGCCCAUCUCCUACCGGACCAAUGGGGAGGUUCCACAUGCCGUAUGAACCGGAGAGCUUUGGGGACAAUCUGUAUGUCUGCAUUCCCUGUGACAAAGGCUUCCCAAGCUCUGAGCAGCUCAAUGCACAUGUGGAGACACACACCGAAGAAGAGCUGUACGGCAACUCUGGUGGGGAGAUGGGAAACAGCAAUAACAGCAACACCAAAAACAUCAGUAGUAAUACAAAUGGUUAUGGGAGCAUCAACAGCACCAAUAGUUUGAACAGUCUGUCCCACCUUGAGACAAAGUCCAACCAGGGCCUGGGUGCAGGGGGCAUCGGGGAGAUGAUCCGACCCUAUCGCUGUUCCAGCUGUGAGAAGUCCUACAAAGAUCCAGCCACUCUGCGCCAGCAUGAGAAAACCCACUGGCUGACACGGCCUUACCCCUGCAGCAUCUGUGGCAAGAAGUUCACACAGCGUGGUACCAUGACACGCCACAUGCGGAGCCACCUGGGCCUUAAGCCUUUUGCCUGUGACUCCUGUGGCAUGCGCUUCACCCGCCAGUACCGUCUCACCGAGCACAUGCGCAUCCACUCCGGGGAAAAGCCCUAUGAAUGUCAGGUGUGCGGAGGAAAGUUUGCCCAGCAGCGCAACCUCAUCAGCCACAUGAAGAUGCACAGCAGUGGAGGGACUGCAGGAGGCUUGACCUCUGAUGGGAAACUGAAGCUGGACUUUGCAGAGGGCAUCUAUCCUCUGAAUAAAUUCACAGCAGAGCAUCUGGGGCUGAAGCAAGAGAAGGCCAAUGAGCUUCUCAUACAGGCCCAGCAGCAGCUGGUAGCUGAUGCAAAGGCCAUGGAGAGCCUCUACCCACUGUCCAAACUGGCCUCGGAGCACCUGGGUCUCACCCACGACAAGAUGGAUGUCCUGGGAUCCCUGCCCCCUCCCCCACAGGCCCUCUCCGAAGGCCGCACCAUCGACCGCUACUCACCCAGCUAAGACCACAUGACCUGUGCAAAUGGCAUUCACCAAUAGGUCUGUGUGCACACACAACUUGCAGUAUUCUAAAGCCAUUCACCUCAACUCAAUAUCUCCUCUGCACCUCAGACUCAGGCCAAAAGGAAUUAGUCUGCUAAUGCACACCAAAAUGUGUAGACUGUAAGUGCCUUUCUAUGCAUCUAAUGUAUCUUAAAAUCCUCCUUUAUAAAGGAGCACUGUGCUAUUCCGUGACCAAGGGACACUCAUUCAAAGAAGUACAGUAUUUAUGUACAGUAUAUGCAAACAAACAUU
Messenger RNA from Scomber japonicus (chub mackerel), 3003 nucleotides. RefSeq names its product hypermethylated in cancer 1 (gene hic1). The record is from RefSeq and is a predicted model, not a curated record. NCBI's taxonomy places the organism in Eukaryota, Metazoa, Chordata, Actinopteri, Scombriformes, Scombridae. Gene Ontology annotation, molecular function: RNA polymerase II cis-regulatory region sequence-specific DNA binding; DNA-binding transcription factor activity, RNA polymerase II-specific; protein binding. The transcript is spliced from 3 exons. Gene Ontology annotation, biological process: regulation of transcription by RNA polymerase II. Bases 451 to 2712 code for a protein of 753 amino acids. Gene Ontology annotation, cellular component: nucleus.